Molecule: messenger RNA, 1171 nt
Organism: Ceutorhynchus assimilis (cabbage seed weevil)
Lineage: Eukaryota; Metazoa; Arthropoda; Insecta; Coleoptera; Curculionidae
Source: the annotation of a GenBank genome assembly
CCGGCGACCACCGCCCGACGCCCGUUUUCCCUAAAAUUCCUUACGCGGCGCUCGUUUUUUCCACAACCUGUUGAAUUUUCAUCUUUAUUUGAAGAGCGCGCCAAUCGGUUUGCAAACAAGAAAAAAGAAGAAUUAUUAGCAGAACACAGGUUCUUCGCCGGAUCAUGCGCGCACCUAUCUACCUAGCGUUCUGCGCGGCGGCGUGGGCGGCGGCGUUGCCGCUCGACGGCGCCGGUUUGGAGACGGUCGACGUCGCCGCCGACCCGGAAACGAUAAACUACCUGUUGCCGAAGCUGGCGGCCAAGUACCGGCCGAGCGCCGAGUGGCGUGACGUCACCGAUCCCCGGUUCUACGUCCUGACCGAAAUGGAUUCGAACGAGAUCGAUAACAAUCAGCAAUCGCCAGCAGUCGACGACCAAAUAAUCCAAAGGAAGAAACGUCAAUCGUCUCGGAUCGGUGACGCAGGCGGCUCGCUGUCAAUUGUCAACUCGCUAGACGUACUGCGCAACCGCUUGCUGCUAGAAAUCGCCCGAAAAAAGGCGAAAGAGGGCGCCAACCGCAAUAGGCAGUUGCUGAUGAACUUCGGAAAGCGCGGUUUCGCUCAGCGACAGUCCGGCAUGUACUUGCCUCGUCGAAUAUUGACAAAUUAAAUGAUUAUAGUGGCAAGUUUUUGUUAGGUUAUGCAAUCAACUGUCAAAAUAAAAAUAGGCAUUUCCUAACAUUCACCAGUAUGGCAACCAAACAUAAGUUUGCUACUACAAUAAUUAAUUUUUGUUUACGUAAUUUAAUUCCUAUACCAAAUUCAACCAAAAAGAGGCAUAUCUCAAAUGCCAACAUUCAUAAGACUUUUAUGUAGUAAACCAAAAAAAAAAAAAUGUCAAUGUGCUUUGUAGAUAGGUUUAAAAAUGGUGAGGACUCUCUUAAAUCUGCGACCUCGAUUGCAGUGUUGCCAAUAGCUGGUUUCAGUUGGCAACACUCGCUGCAACAUGUCCUUGUAUUCAUAAUAGAUGUCUAAAAAAUAAUCCACUGUUUAGCUUUAUAGAUAGAGGUUUGUUUCGCAAAAAAGCUGAAACAAAUUUGCUAAAAAAAAAUGGUUGUGUUUUAAACAGAAAUAUUGUAUAUUUAAAUAUUUAUUGUACAGAAUUAAAAUAAAUGGUAAAAAUGUGAGCAA